This is a messenger RNA of Closterium sp. Naga37s-1, 3972 nucleotides long. NCBI's taxonomy places the organism in Eukaryota, Viridiplantae, Streptophyta, Zygnematophyceae, Desmidiales, Closteriaceae. The record is from the annotation of a GenBank genome assembly.
AUGGUCACUGACGGGGUGACGAUACACGCUGCGACAAAGGGCGGUCGAGGUGGGAGUUCAAAGAGCAACCGCGGUGGACGAGGUGGUCGUGGAUCGGCUCGAAGGAGCCAAUCACCUGCUCACUCCGCACUCCUCGCGGAGCGACAUGCGACUGCCAAUGCUGCGGCUGCGGGUGCUCUUGGUGCUGAUGCCAUUGAGCAGCACCUCCAGCCGCCGCAAACGCUGCAGCGGCUGCAGCAGCAGCAGCAUCAGCAAACGCAGCAGCAGCAGCAGCAUCAGCAAACGCAGCAGCAGCAGCAGCAGGUGAUGCAGCAGCAGUCUACCGCGGCGCCUCCAACACAGGCAUCUCUCCUCGCCCCUCAACAGCCGCCCGCCAAUGCAGCGCCGGCGGCAUCUGCGGGCGCAAGAGCUGCGUUCGCAAUGCCAACGCAGCAGCAGCAGCGACAGAAUCAGCAGCUGUUGCUGCUGCAGCAACAGCAGGUGAUGCAGCAGCAGCAACAGCAGACGCGGCAGCAGCAGCAGCAGCAGGUGAUGCAGCAGCAGACUACCGCGGCGGCUCAGACCCAGGCUGCUCUCCUCGUCCCUCAACAGCCGCCUGCCAAUGCUGCGCCGGCGGCAUCUGCGGGCGCAAGAGCUGCGUUCGCAAUGCCGCAUCAGCAGCAGCAGCAGCAGCAGCAGCAGCAGCAGCAGCAGCAACAGCACCAGCAGCAAACGCCACAGCAGCAGCAGCAGCAGGUGAUGCAGCAGCAGACUACCGCGGCGGCUCCGACUCAGGCUGCUCCCCUCGCCCCUCGUCAACCGCCCGCCAAUGCUGCGCCGGCGGCAUCUGCGGGCGCAAGAGCUGCGUUCGCAAUGCCGCAUCAGCAGCAGCAGCAGCAGCAGCAGCAGCAGCAAACGCCGCAGCAGCAGCAGCAGCAGGUGAUGCAGCAGCAGACUACCGCGGCGGCUCCGACUCAGGCUGCUCUCCUCGCCCCUCGUCAACCGCCCGCCAAUGCUGCGCCGGCGGCAUCUGCGGGCGCAAGAGCUGCGUUCGCAAUGCCGCAUCAGCAGCAGCAGCAGCAGCAGCAGCAGCAGCAAACGCCGCAACAGCAGCAGCAGCAGGCUGCUCUCCUCGCCCCUCGUCAACCGCCCGCCAAUGCUGCGCCGGCGGCAUCUGCGGGCGCAAGAGCUGCGUUCGCAAUGCCGCAUCAGCAGCAGCAGCAGCAGCAGCAGCAGCAGCAGCAGCAACAGCAGCAGCAGCAGAAGCAGCAGCAGCAGCAGCAGCAGCAGCAGCAGCAGCAGCAGCAGCAGCAGCAGCAGCAGCAGCAGCAGCAGCAGCAGGUGAUGCAGCAGCAGACUACCGCGGCGGCUCCGACUCAGGCUGCUCUCCUCGCCCCUCGUCAACCGCCCGCCAAUGCUGCGCCGGCGGCAUCUGAGGGCGCAAGAGCUGCGUUCGCAAUGCCGCAUCAGCAGCAGCAGCAGCAGGUGAUGCAGCAUCAGACUACCGGGGGGCCUCCAACACUGGCUGCUCUCCUUGCCCCUCGACAGCCGCCCGCCAAUGUUGCGUUCGCGUUCCAUCAGCAGGAGCAACAGGGGUUUACCACGCCAAUUGGCUCACCCACAUCUGCCCCAUUCGCCUCACUGCUACGAACUCCAGUUGAACCGGCUACUGCAGAUGCUACCGUUGCUGGACCGUCGGGCCACUCUAAUCUCUUUCUGCACACCAAUUCUACCCUCGCCACCCACAAUCCCUUACAUAUGCAGGCUCCACCAGCACCAGCCAACGCCACACACGGCGAGACUAUGCCGCCUGCUAAUGCUGACAUUCAUUCCAUUCCCGGCACGUCUACCUGCAGCGUUGAAGAGCACGAUUAUACAAGUUCCGACUCGAACGACGUUUUCGGUUCUCCGGAUGAUGACUCACCCCAAGCCCCGCUCGAUACACAGCACUACUCCAUCCAGCCAGAGACUCACAUGCCGGCCUCUCCGCAGGUCAAUGUGCCCGACCUUGCAGGUGCCCUUCCACCUACUCCCGUCCUUCCAUCUAUCCCAACAGGUGUUGUGGACCCGGGCACUUUGGAUGUGGGUGACGAUGCAGGGGAUGAUGAUCUAUUGGACAUUCUGGCCCCCCGUGUUGCAGGAGUUCCAGUGACCAGAGCAGAGUUCGAUGCCAUGGCUGCCCAUGUCCGGAAUCUGCAGCGUGAAAAUCUGACGCUGCAGAACCAGGUUGAUACUCUACGCCAACUACCCUCCUCAUCUCCCCCCCCCCCGAGCGAGUCUGAGACUCCACGCUACCUGGCAACUCGCCAAUCUGUAAGAGCUGCUGCUGCUAAUGCGUACAGCAAUCAGGUCCCACUGAACAAUGAGAUUGUGGCUCCAGAGUUUCAGGAAUUCGCUCAAGUGCUCGCGACGGCAAUGAGGACAGUACCCCCUCAACCCUCUGGUCUAACUCUUGUCAUGGACACAGCCUUGGACAUCCUCUUUUGGCGAACGCCAAACGGCCGAGUGGACUUUUGGCCGCCGCGGUGCAGUAUCCUCGGUGCCAUGGAGGUGUCGAUGGGGUACACGACCCAGGGGCAGAAGUGGAACCUUCUCCACGUCUACCAUUUCGAUCUAGACAGGCGGGGCUACGUCCGCGACAGGCUCCAGGAGUUCAGGCACAAGUGCCUGACGGAGGGUCGCUGCUCGGUUAUCAAUUCCUAUGACCUGCGCAUAUCGCGCCCUGACAGGCGCCGGGAGGUGCACGGAAGCACAGACGUCACCACGUUCAUCUCGGUCUUCAAGGCAGCAUCUCCCAUUGCCCUGCAAGUGGGCCAGCAGCAGAGGAGAAGGGCACAGGCAAUCAACUGGGCCAGCAGCAGGGGAGAAGGGCACAGGCGUGAGGAGCAGAGGCAGUUGUUAGCACCACCACUCAUCCCACCUCUCUCCCCCUCCCCGCCACUUCCCCUUCCUUUAACCCAUCCUUUCUGCCCACCCCCCCUAUCCCUCUUGCGCGCAGAAUCAACUGGGCCAGCAGCAGGGGAGAAGGGCACAGGCCCCACCCCCCCUAUCCCCCUUGCGCGCAGAAUCAACUGGGCCAGCAGCAGGGGAGAAGGGCACAGGCGUGAGGAGCAGAGGCAGUUGUUAGCACCACCACUCAUCCCACCUCUCUCCCCCUCCCCGCCACUUCCCCUUCCUUUAACCCAUCCUUUCUGCCAACCCCCCCGCUCCCCCUUGCGCGCAGAAUCAGCUGGGCCAGCAGCAGGGGAGAAGGGCACAGUCGUGAAGAGCAGAGGCAGCCACUCACCUGCACUUAUACAACCCCUAACCCCCCUCACCGCCACCUCCCCUCCCUUUGACAGGCCUGUUCCGCCCGCCUCCCCUCUCCCCCUUGCGCGCAGAAUGAAGUGGGCUAGCAGCUGGGGCGAAGGGCACGGGGCUGAGGAGCAGAGGAAGUCGUUAGCACCAGCACUCAUCCUACCUCACUCCCACCUCACCGCCGCUCCCCCUUCCUUUAACCCACCCUUUCCGCCCACCCCACCUCUCCCCCUUGCGCGCAGAAUCAACUGGGCCAGCCUCAGGGGCGAAGGGCACAGUCGUGAAGAGCAGAGGCAGCCACUCACCUGCACUUACCCUCCCUUUGCCACUCCUGUUCCGCCCGCCUCCCCUCUCCCCCUUGAGCGCAGAAUGAAGUGUGCUAGCAGCUGGGGCGAAGGGCACGGGGCUGAGGAGCAGAGGCAGUCGUUAGCACCGGCACUCAUCCCACCUCUCUCCCACCUCACCGUCGCUCCCCCUUCCUUUAACCCACCCUCCCGCCCACCCCCCUUCUCCCCCUUGCGCGCAGAAUUUGGCGGGCCAGCAGCAGGGACGAAGGGCACGGUCGUGAGGAGCAGAGGCAGCCACUCACCUGCACUUAUCUCACAUCUCGCUCCCCUCACUGCUCGUCCUCUUCCUUUGCCCGUGCACCUAUCACAACAGUCCCAGGGUCAUUCAACCUGUGGAUAUGGCACAUGA